Drosophila rhopaloa is the source of this 1679-nucleotide messenger RNA. Its product is annotated as phospholipase A2 inhibitor. Gene Ontology annotation, molecular function: protein binding. Lineage: Eukaryota; Metazoa; Arthropoda; Insecta; Diptera; Drosophilidae. The coding region runs from base 174 to 1577 and encodes 467 amino acids. The transcript has a single exon. The record is from RefSeq and is a predicted model, not a curated record.
GAUUUCAAUGACUAACCAGAACAGUGCAAGACCAAAGUAUUUUUGCUGAUAAAUUUAUUGGAAAAAUCGACUCACAAUGUCUGGGAGCUUUUCCGCCGUUUGAUAAGAUAUGGAAGUGGCAACCACGAACUGAACCACUCAUCUUUUUAUUCAGUGCACUGAGAACCUUAACGAUGGCGAGUUUAGAAGUUACGAGAGACGUGGGAUUGACCUUUGCCCUGCUGCUCCUGCUGGGUACCCACAUUGUCCGGGCGGAGAUUAUCGAUGCGGAGCAGACGGACAGCUUUUGCUAUCCGGAGUCCAUGAAGAACUCGCGUCGCUCCUGCGAGUGCACCAAUGUGAGUGCUUCUCCGUGGGGAGCGAGUGCCCUGCGCAUCGAUUGCAGCUACAAGGACUACCGGGUCAAGGAUCUGUCUCCGGUGCUGCCCCUGUAUACCGAUAUGUUGGACCUGUCCUGGAACAAUCUGGACGCGGUUCCAAUCUUCAACAGCAUCACACUACGUCAGCUGAACCUGAGGCACAACAACAUUUCGCAGUUGACGGCUGGCAACUUCAAGGAACUGAUCACUCUGAAGGAACUGUAUCUGGGUUGGAACAGCAUUGUCCAGGUGGAGGUCUCCUCCUUCGAGGGUUUACCCCAUCUGCAGGUUCUCGACUUGGCCCACAACAACCUGCACACACUGCCCAGUCAACUCCUGGCCCCCCUCUUGGUUCUAAGCACACUGGAUCUUUCCUGGAACCGCCGUUUCAACGCCUCUGGCGUGGAUCUCUACUCCGGACUCGGCCUCAACUGGAAACUGGCAACGUUGCGACUGGAUGCCUGCAGCCUGAGUGAGCUCCACCUGCCCGUAAAUGCUCCUCUGAAGGAGCUUUCCCUGCGGAGGAAUCAGCUGAAGCGGAUUCCAAACCAACUGCCGGAGACUCUCCUUCGCCUGGACAUCAGUGACAAUCUGCUGGAGGAGCUCUUGCCCGAGGACACGGUUAAUCUGACCCAGGUGCGUCAGCUUUUCAUCGAGGAUAUGCCGCUGCUGCAGUCCGUGGUGGCCCAUGCCCUGGACUUCGAUCUCCUCGAGACGUUGAGCUUCCAAAACAGCCGGCAAUUGAGCCACCUGGAUGCGGAGGCCUUUGGACCCACCACUAGAACCUCCAAGAAGAGGGCGCUGCGGUCGUUGAGCUUUCGUGGCACUAUGCUGCGCACCUUUAAUUCCACGCUGGCGCCGCUUUUUACUCAGCUUGCCGAGCUGGAUCUCAACGGUCUGCCGCUGCAGUGCGACUGCGAGUUGGUCUGGCUGAAGCAACUGCCGGUCCAGACCAAAGGACGCUGCUACAAGCCGGCCCGCAUCCGCGGCAUGCUGGUCACAUCCGCUCGAGGGGACGCCUUCAGCUGCGACACCUGGCCGCGGUGGGCCUACGGCCUGGUGGUGCUCACCCUGAUCGCACUCAGUGCCGUGGGCAUCUACCUGAUCGUGAUGGGGCUAAGACCGCACCGCGGAGUCACCAUGCGCCGCAAGGUAGGCGCUGGGAGUCCCUAUGCCCGCGUCACCAUCGAACCCAAUCGCCAGGAGAAUCCCCACUAGAAAUUUCAUAGCUAUCUACCACCUAAGGCCUUUUAUUUAACACAAUUAAAGACAAUGUUAAUGCUGAACAGUAGAGAACAAAAAUACAAACUGUUAGAGGUA